Dentiscutata erythropus is the source of this 744-nucleotide messenger RNA. NCBI's taxonomy places the organism in Eukaryota, Fungi, Glomeromycota, Glomeromycetes, Diversisporales, Gigasporaceae. The record is from the annotation of a GenBank genome assembly.
UACUCAGAAAAUGAAGAUUAUGAAGAGGACUAUGAGGAUGAAGGGGAUUACAAAUCUGAGGUAGAAGAGAUAGAUUAUGAAAGGACUGAUUGUAUAGAGGAACAAUGGAAUACGUGGGAGGUGGAUGAGAGUGAAGUAGUGGACAUGAAUCGGCAGGAACAAGGUGGUGAGAAUAUGAGAAUGGAAAAGGAGCUAAAUGUCACUUUCCAGGACAAAGUAUACUUAGUAGACGAUUUAAGGGCCAUCCAGGGUGAAGAAAGCUUCUCUGAUGUAACCUGGAUGGAAUGGAAGCCCAAAAAAAAUGUUCCUUGGCCCCUUACACCUGAAGAAGUUAUAGAAGCCUCAGAGAAAGAAAAUGACCCCAAGUAUGAGAGUGAUGAAAGAUCAUCUGAUAGUAAUUAUUCUUCUUCUUCACAAUGGGAAACGUCAGAUGAUGAUGAGUCCCAAAUAGAAGUUGUAAUAAACAGUGGAUCGACAAGUCUAACCACUCUAGAGGAAGAAACCUUGACCAAAGAGUGGAAGGUUAAUAAGAGUCUUGCAGACCAAGUAAAACAAGAGGAUGCAAUGAUGGAUGAAUUUAUCAAAUGGCCAGAAGAUGACCAGGAAGAAACCUUUAAGCCACAAGCCAUUGAUAUCAGCGCAGAAGGAAUUGAAGAUGCUAAAAAUUGGUCUUUGCAGGGAAAACCCAGCGCUUCGAAAAUGAGUUCUUCCUCUAUGACCAUCCUACCCUUAAUGACCAUAUAG